Molecule: messenger RNA, 2799 nt
Organism: Syngnathoides biaculeatus (alligator pipefish)
Lineage: Eukaryota; Metazoa; Chordata; Actinopteri; Syngnathiformes; Syngnathidae
Gene: tm7sf2
Product: transmembrane 7 superfamily member 2
Exons: 11
Coding region: 650-1927 (425 amino acids)
Biological process (GO): sterol biosynthetic process
Cellular component (GO): nuclear inner membrane; endoplasmic reticulum membrane
Molecular function (GO): oxidoreductase activity, acting on the CH-CH group of donors, NAD or NADP as acceptor
Source: RefSeq, a predicted model, not a curated record
UUUUUUUUUUUUUUUAGUACACGUUAGAGUCUUGAUUGCAGCAUUAAUUGAAUAUAUCACUGAAUAAUAGUAUCUACUGUGCUCUUUCGGGGUGCACCGUCCACGUUUUCUACUUCUGACCUCAAUUUUUGUGUCCGGUGCUGUUUGACACUGGGUCGGGAAAAGUAAUCUUCACGAAAAUAUGUAAAUGAAAUGUGUAUAUUGCGUCCAUUGUCCAAAGACGUUUGUUGUCUGUACUUGAGCAUUUGAACUGUGAGGGAAAACAGAUGAAAAAAAAAAAAAAAACCACAUUCGAUGGUGCUGUGCACUUAUUACUAAAUUGCUCGCCCCCUCAUCUUUUUUUUUUCUCCAUGUGAACAAACAGCAAAAUAUGUAAUCAUUCAUCGGUGUUUCACAAACGUCCGCCAUUUGUUUCUGCAUGUUGUGCGGCCACUGGUGACGCCACCUAAGCUGACCGACCUGAUUGGGCGAAGCCUCCCGUCCCCGCCCUCUUCAGAUUCCUGUUGGGACAUGCGAUUGGCUGGACUGCCGGUGGCGUCGGCUAAGGGGGCGUGUCCCCGCGGCGGCUCGACUGCGGCAAUUUCCGUUGGCCAAAAUUUGGGGCGACUUCUCCUCACCAAUGUGCUAAUGUUUUGACAGCAGACUAAUAAUGAGGUCAAAGUGUCAAGCGGCGUCGGGCAAAUCCGUCCACGGCGCAGAGAAGGAGUUUGGGGGAACCCUGGGCGCCGUUUGCAUCACCACCUUUCUCCCGCUGACGCUGCUUUCCCUGGUUUGCGGGAGUCGAUCUCCCGACGGAGCUCUGCUCCGCUGGCCGCCGCCGUUGCCCUCGCCGGAGCAGCUGUGGGACCCUCGGGCCCCCCCCCUCCUGCUGAGCUGGAUCGCUUUGCACGCCUUCCUUUACUCGCUGCCGUUGGGCAAGGUCUGCGAGGGAAUUCGACUGAGAGACGGAACGCGCCUCAAGUACCCCGUAAACGGCUUCCACAGCCUGUGCAUCAGCGGCGCUCUGCUGGUGCUGCUCCUGACGCUGGACGUUCCUGUGGCGUUCCUGUUCAAGCUGACGUUGCCGCUGGCCACCUGCGCGACGGGAGUCUCCUUCGCGCUCUCCGCCUACCUGUACGUUCGCUCCUUUUGGGCCCCCCCUCACGCGCUUGCUUUGGGGGGCAACACGGGAAAUGUUCUGUACGACUUCUUCAUUGGACGGGAGCUGAACCCCCGCAUCGGUCAUUUUGACCUGAAAUACUUCUGUGAGCUCCGACCGGGUCUGAUUGGCUGGGUGGUGCUCAACUUUGGCGUGCUGAUGCAAGAAGUGGAACUUCGGGGCUCCGCCUCCCUCGCCAUGAUCCUGGUCAACAGUUUUCAGUUGCUGUACGUGGCCGACGCUCUCUGGAACGAGGAGGCGGUCUUGACCACGAUGGACAUCGCGCACGACGGUUUCGGCUUCAUGCUGGUCUUCGGCGACCUGAGCUGGGUCCCCUUCGCGUACGGGCUGCAGGCGGCCUUUCUGGUGGAGCAUCCUCAAGAUCUGAGCCCGCCGGCGGUCGCUGCCAUCGUAGCUUUAAAGGGUAUCGGAUAUUAUAUCUUCCGAAAAUCCAACUCGCAGAAGAAUCAGUUCCGGAGGAACCCGGCCCACCCAAGCGUCGCAAGGCUGGAGACCAUCGCCACGGCGACGGGGAAGCGCUUGCUGGUGUCCGGUUGGUGGGGUCUCGUUCGCCAUCCCAAUUACUUGGGGGAUCUCCUCAUGGCCUUGGCUUGGUCUCUGCCGUGCGGCUUCUCCCAUCUUCUGCCGUACUUCUACGUCAUCUAUUUCGCCGUCUUGCUGGUUCACCGCGAGGCCCGCGACGACAGGCAGUGCCGGGCCAAAUACGGAGCGGCGUGGGACGAGUACUGCCGCCGCGUCCCCUACAGGAUCCUGCCGUACGUUUACUGAGGAGGAAGCCGUGGCGCGUUGGGACUCGAACGCGGCCGUUUUUCGUUUUGGGAAUACAUUUUGUCACGCUCUGAUGAAAAGUGUUUUUCCUUCUUUGCUGUUCUGGAGAACCCCGGAAAUUUGUCAGCGCCGACGAGGCAAAUGUGAUUUGCGUGACACGGUCUCGCAAAUGCGCCGCGUUGACGGGCACCUUCGAUUGCGCCCCGGCCGGCGCCCACUUAAGUGCCGUUCUGCCGCCGGCUUCGCCCCCGCGCUGCGCUCCGGCUGUGUUUUUUUUUUUUUUUUUUUUUUCCACACGCAGCGCGCAGACCACAAAGACGCUCUGCGGUUUUUGCAUAAACGAGCAAUCAAUAUUUAAUUACUCGUCCGCUUUCGAUGUUUCGUUUUCCCGUCCGCCGGAGCCCGAAUAGCACGCGACGUCCUGAGAGGGUCUUGCCUAAUGACGCAGUUGUAGCCAGUUUCCAUGGCAACGUGUCGGCGAGAGCGCCGUCUGUGUGUGUGUACACACACACACACAUUAUAUAGAUAUACUGUAUGUAUACUGGCAGAUGUGAAGUGCAGGUGAACCUGAAUUGUAGGGAGCGAAAAGAGUGUGAGUCAUCAGGAAUGUAGAAUUGAAUUUUGUUUCCAUGGUAACAGCGGAGAACGAUGCGUGCUUUGCCCCCCCCCCCCCAGAAGAAAACAUCACCUCGCCGCUGCCACCGCUGUGUUGGUUUCUGUUCUAGAUGCCAGGCAAUUUUUGGUAUUUUUUUUAGAGAGAGAAAUGACCUUUCCAAGGCAAAACUUUUAUAUGAUUGAUUUUGUCAAAAUGAUGGAAAAUCAACAUUCGUGUGUGUUGAAGUUUGCUUGGCUUGGCUUUGACUUUUACUGCA